CGUUUUGCGAUAGAAAUGCGGUACGGUCCCCAGAAAUACUCAUUUGUCAGGGCCAUAUUAUUCCUUCUUCCAUAAAUCAUGCCGCGCGACCCCGCCCCGGCGCUUAUCGCCGACGCAACAUGUCGAUGCCUCGUUUCGUUCAAAGACUGCCUUAAAUUAACUGGAACCGGACAUCCGCGUAACAUCUCGUUAGUUGAAGAUCAGUUAGCUCGGUUCUCUCUCUGGGUCACCAAUGCCGGCGUGUUUGCAACCCCGCGAGCAUCACUUGAGCAUCGUCUCCAGGGCGUGCCCGGUGUACAGGCGGUAAUCAUAGGCCUCCUGGAAACACUUCAGGAUCGCCUUCAUGCCUGUUAUGUCUGCCUUUCUUCUCUCGCAACCAUCGGUGCCCACAAUGAUCCCGGUGCCGAUUUCGGUACGAUGGUCCGCAAGGUGGCUGAUGAGACAACGCUCCUCUUUCGGCUCAUGAAUACCAUUCGUAAAGCCAGCAAAGAUGCGCAGAAUUCCCACACAGCCAAGACAUUCGUGUUGCAGGACGAUGAAGGGAAUAACAUCGAACAAACGGUUCGAGAGCUGUUCGCACGCAACAUACAAGACCAAUUCCCCGGCAUCAGUAAUGCCAUCAAGGAACGACUCGUUGCGACCAUGUUACUCAGAUGGAAACGAAUCUUGUAUACCACGAUCCAUUAUGGAAAAGCGCCCACCAGACCCACCACAAGCGUAACGCAACCCGCCAUCAAGCUUCCUCCCGGACUACAAAGUUCCAUGUCGGCCCCCAUGCCAACAGAAGCAUCGGACGUAUCAAAGCCCUCAAUGGCCACUCAUAUCAGCCAAAGCAUUGUGCAAUCGACAACAUUAACCGCCACAACCCCGACAGCCGCUAAGCUCAAGGAAGCUUCGAGUCCUUCAGUGGCAUCAGUCUCGAGGACCGUGUUUUUGGAGAACCACCAUGAUCUCGUAUUUCCUCCUGCACCAGGGGCAUACGCGAGACAGAAAUACCAAAAGCUAGUAGAGACACGCCAGCAGGAGCACGUUGCUCAACUUGAGGCCAUCGGAAUGCCCUCAAGCUUUGCUGGCCAACACAGUUACGAUUCCAAUGCUGAGGUACUCGAAAGGAUCUCAGAAGCCAAUAGGGAGUUCGAGAGAACCUUAAAAAGGGACUGGGAGGACUAUGAAGGGGAAAUGCAAGAGCUUGUUUGUCCUUUUUGCCUCUACGUACUCGCGCCUGAAGAUGUUCUGGAAGAGAAACAAUGGCGCGCGCACGUCAUCAACGACCUUGAUGCCUACGUUUGCCUUUUCGAAGACUGCGAAAAUCCGGAAGAGCUCUACCGACAUAGCAAGGACUGGCUAAGCCAUAUGCGAGGACACAGUCUACGAUGGCGCUGCCAGUCGAAAUCUCAUGGGAUCCAACUAUUCAGUAGCAGUGCCGAAUACGAAGAUCAUCUGAAAACAAGGCACAAAGGCUCCUUCACUGACGCCCAGGUUCACGCGCUUGCCUCAAGGACCGCACGAACUAUAGGACCGUUGUUUCCCUCCUGUCCACUAUGUGGAUUGGAACAGACUGGCAGUAGCUUGGAAGAUCAUAUUAUAGGCCACUUGCAGUCCCUUGCUCUCGAAUCGCUCCCAGCAUAUCACGAAGAUGCAAUGGAGGGGUUUUCCGGAGAUGGAAAGCACAUCAUUAACACGACUACAAGACCGACAAGUCGUACGACUAGCCGGAGUGCCCUAUUCGCAGCCGAAACAUCGGGUGUUGUUGGUGGCACUGCCCCAAUCCAACAGGGGGACGAGAAUGUUACUGCUACCAUCGACACUCCAGAGCAAGAGUCGAGUUCCGGUUCGACGAGCAAAGAACUUACGACAAAAUUCUCGCUACCCAUUUUCCAACACUAUGGUUCUUGGCUGACAGCCUCGCGCCCUUUUUUCUGUACCUUCUGUUUGGAGGGUAACGAGGUCUCAAGUUUCAAAACCAAGCAGGACUGGAAGAGACAUGAGCAAAAUUACCAUGAACAUGGACAAAGAUGUCGCUGUGCAUUUCCCGACUGCGCUGAAGUCUUUGCGCGUAACGUGGAGGAGUUGAUGAGGCACGGUCACACUCAUCCAAAUUUCGACCCCAGAUACCACAUGGACAUCGUCCAGACGCAAAAAGCCUACGCCUGCGGGUUCGAAAACUGCCGUGUUCUCCUGAACGAUUGGGUGCAGCGGUGUGACCACGUCGCUCACCAUAUGCGAGAUCUUGAAGAUUCAAGCCCUUCGUGCUGGAACUACAAUCGAAUCCUUCGGAAUUUAUUAAAACAUCCGGCGGUUAAGGAUACCUGGAAACCGAUCCGCUCGCGUCGCUGUCCCAUGUACCGUGUCCUAAAAUCAGAGCUGAGCUGGGAUCCAGGGGAAACACGGGAUAUACGGCGGCGUUUGGAAUACCACGAUUUUGGAACCAGCCUCGAAGCGCUACUCGAGGAACUUUUCUACGUCGGCAUCCCCGUUGAAAAGCGUCUUGGUCCGACAUUUCCCGAUCACGAUCUGUCCUUUUUUUCUCGGUUUUCUCCGUAUCUUUCAAGUCUUUCGAAGCCAAAGGGUUUCAAGGAUAGUCCAUAUAAUACUGGGAGCUAGGUAGCGUCGGCAAUUCUUCAAUGCAGAAUACCCCCUAAAGGAAUUGGACAAUCCUGCCUCCCAUAGAAC
Trematosphaeria pertusa is the source of this 2673-nucleotide messenger RNA. RefSeq lists its product as uncharacterized. NCBI's taxonomy places the organism in Eukaryota, Fungi, Ascomycota, Dothideomycetes, Pleosporales, Trematosphaeriaceae. The record is from RefSeq and is a predicted model, not a curated record. The transcript has 3 exons. The coding region runs from base 79 to 2604 and encodes 841 amino acids.